GCUCCAGCAGGUGGCGCUAGUGCACCUUUACGCUAGUCACCGACCACCAGAAGAAGCAGAACCCGGAAGCUGCUAGCAGAGCUAGCUUGUUGUUGUUGUGGUGUGUGUGUGAGGAGAAAGUUUGAGGCUCUGCAGUAAAAAUGUCUUCACUUCAGUCUCUGGGAGAGUUGAUCAGCUAAAGCGACUAACUGCUGCUGCUGCAGAAAUCUUCUCACCGGGCUGUGGGAACUUUCUUCUCCUCCUCAACAACUUGGUGGAGUUCUUUCCAGAAGCAGAGAAGAUAUUCUGCGGUCUUCGUGACAAUCGGAGCUCCAGAAUCAGGUUGUGGCUGUUAGCUAAACACGGCUAAAGGAAACCUGCUACCACUUCAGGAUCAUCCAUCAGCUGGGACUGAUUCAUCGUGUGUUCUUCACCACCUGGACCUGGACAGCAUGGACACAGGUGUGAAACAUCUGUAAAAGCCAGAUCUGGUGCAGGAAAAUGGCUGAACAGGGAGUGGGGACACACUUUUCCUUCUGCGGUUCCCCUCAGAGUCAAACACAAGAUCCAGUAGGCCUAAUAAGCACCAGGCAGAAGCCCACAGUUCCAGAGCGGGCAUGUACAGAUUUUCAACAGGUGGUUCUGGUUAAAUAAGAAGCUUCAGAAGAACAGAGUGCUCGUGUCGACCACCAGCACCUAGAUUUUCUCCACAAAAAAGAGGAACAGGAGAAACUCUGGUCUAGUAUGGAGGGAGAGCAUCUCCAUUUGAAUAAGGAGACUGUUGCUGCCAGGUUUCAAUCCUUUAGCCAUAAAGCACUUUUAAACACACGAGAGUCCACACAAAGCAGAAACAUUUUGCCUGUGAGCACUGUGGACAAAGGUUUCACCAAAAGACUAAUUUAACCACACACAUGAGAGUCCACAAAGGACAGAAGCCUUUUGCCUGUGAGCUCUGUGGAAAGAAAUUUAGCUUAAAGUCAAAUUUAAAUAGCCACAUGAAAGUCCACACAGGACAGAAGCCCUUACCUUGUGAGCUCUGUGGAACGAGAUUUAGACAAAAGUCACAUUUAAACAGUCACAUGAGAGUCCACACAGGACAGAAGCCUUUUCCUUGUGAGCUCUGUGGAACGAGAUUUAGCCGAAAGACGACGUUAAACAUUCACAUGAGAGUCCACACAGGACAGAAGCCUUUUGCCUGUGAGCUCUGUGGAACGAGAUUUAGCCAUCAGACAACUUUAAACGGACACAUGAGAGUCCACACAGGACAGAAGCCCUUUCCUUGUGAGCUCUGUGAAAAGAAAUUUAGCCUAAAGUCAACUGUAAAUAGCCACAUGAAAGUCCACACAGGACAGAAGCCCUUUCCUUGUGACCUCUGUGGAACGAGAUUUAGCCAAAAGUCACAUUUAAACAGUCACAUGAGAGUCCACACAGGACAGAAGCCCUUUCCUUGUGAGCUCUGUGGAACGAGAUUUAGCCAAAAGUCACAUUUAAACAGGCACAUGAGUAUCCACACAGAACAGAAGCCUUUUGCCUGUGAGCUUUGUGGAAUGAGAUUUAGCCAAAAGGCAAAUUUAAACAGUCACAUGAGAGUCCACACAGGACAGAAGCCCUUUCCUUGUGAGCUCUGUGGAACGAGAUUUAGCCGAAAGACAACUUUAGACAGUCACAUGAGAGUCCACACAGGACAGAAGCCCUUUCCUUGUGAGCUCUGUGGAACGAGAUUUAGCCGAAAGUCAUCUUUAAACAGUCACAUGAGUGUCCACACAGGACAGAAGCCCUUUCCUUGUGAGCUUUGUGAAAUGAGAUUUAGCCAUCAGACAACUUUAAACAGACACAUGAGAGGCCACACAGGACAGAAGCCUUUCGCCUGUGAGCUCUGUGUAAAAAGAUUUAGCCGAAAGACACAUUUAAACAGACACAUGAGAGUCCACACUGGCUUUUCGCCCGUGAGAUCGGUGGAAAAGAUUUAGUGAAAAGACAAAUUUAAGGUCACUAAAGAGUCCAUAAAGGACAGAAGCCUUUUGUUUGUGAGCUCUGUGGAUGAAGAUUUCGCUGAAAGAAAACAUUAAACAAUCAUCUAAGCAUCCACUAGGGCUGAACGAUCUAUUGCAGGGGUCUCCAACCUUUUUUGGCCCGUGAGCUACUUUUACACAAUGAAAGUACAGCAGAGUUACUGCCAUAUGAUUUAUUUACAUUGAUACUUUCCAUGUGUGAAUGUGCUUUUGUUAAACAUGCUAUACUUACUAUAUUAACAUGCAUUGUACUAACAAGAUGAUCUCUCUGUAUUUCAGUACAUCAGUAUAUAUUUUUUUUAAAGUAUAAGUAAACUAGUGACAUUCUUAAAACCUAAAUUAAACAAAACAUAUUUAGUUUUUUAAACUAAUCAGGUACUUUCAGAUAAUGAACAACAAAUCUACUUCAUGUGAAUGAUUUGGUAAUUUUUUUAGACUGUUAGUAACAUAACUUUUUAAGCACACAGGAACAGCUAACCUGUAAAGCUGAUGAUAUUUUAUAUAAAAUACAAGCUAAAUGUGAUGAAACACAAAACUCUAAAUAGUUUGAAUUGAAGUGAAAAAUGUAAAAUCAGAAAUAAGACUUGUUCCUGCUCUCCUGAUUUACUGAAUAAUUUUUGGGUUUUUUUGGUCAUGAAAGUUAAGUUUUGCUGUAUUUAUUGCUGACAAUAUGAAGGUUGGAGGUUUAUCCUUUUUUUCUGCAUCUUGUAGGUUUUUUCUCCGCAGGUCUGAAGGAUGUGCGUUACACAGAGCAGAGAGACAGAGAGCAAGAGACCAGAACCAAAAGAAAUGAUCACAUCACACCAAUCUUAAAAUAUUUACAUUGGCUUUCAGUAACUUACAGGAUUGAUUUCAAAGACCUUUUACUUACUUUUAAAUCAUUAAAUGGCCAACGACCUCUGUAUAUAGCAGAGAUGUUUGAAACGUAUCACCCUUCAAAAUCACUUAGGUCAGCAGAUAAAUCCCAACUGGUACAACCCAGAGCCCGCACCAAGCACGGAGAGGCUGCCUUUAGCUGCUAUGCGGUCCGUCUCUGGAACAGUCUUCCAAUAGACAUGAAGACCUCUCCCACCAUUUCCAUUCUUAAAUCCAGAUUAAAAACUAAACUUUUUCAUGAUGCCUUCCAUCAACCUAUCCUUGCAUCUGUGCUCUACUAGGUCUUUCUCUGUACUGUGUUGAAUUUAUUCUAUACGUAUUUUAUAUGUAUACCUAUUCUGUGCUGUUUUAUUGUGUAUUAUUGUGUAAUUAAAGUGAAUACUUGCAAUAAA
Molecule: messenger RNA, 3259 nt
Organism: Nothobranchius furzeri (turquoise killifish)
Lineage: Eukaryota; Metazoa; Chordata; Actinopteri; Cyprinodontiformes; Nothobranchiidae
Source: RefSeq, a predicted model, not a curated record